GUAACCGCGCAGCCAUUUCUGUGUGCGCCGUGGUGCACGUACAGCGUAUCGACGGGCGCGAGCUGUCAAACGAAAACAAUCUACUAUUUGUGAAGAUUUGUGACGCUUUAUCAACUGAGAAAGCUUAUUUAGUACAAUUCUGCAUCUUGUCCAUCACUGCACUCCUGAACUACCAUGGAGGGUUGCCAUUUAUCCUGUUCGUUUUAUAACUGUAAACGGACCUACAAUCAUCCAGAUGCUCUGAACACCCACCUGAAGGAUCAUCAUAAGAUCCCCGCACAAUCCCUGCCUGGUAAGUCCUUCCUGUGCUCGACGAUAGGAUGUGAUGGAUCAUUCUCCAGCAUGCAGCAGCUGAUGGAUCACAUGAGGCAUCACCACAAGCCGAAUUAUUUCUUCCUGUGCGAGAGCUGCAGGGCCAAGCUCCGCUCCUACCGCACCCUCCUCAAACACCUCCAGACAUGUGCCAAGGUCGCCAAAAGCAAAGCGGCGAGAGUGGAGGGAGGUCCAGCACCCGAUUCAGCUUUUCCCGGCGCUGAUUUUGAUCCUGCUGGUUCUUCAACUGGAGAUGAUUCUCAGCAGAUGGAGUCUGACCCCUCGCUUCCUCCUCAAGCUCCGUUCCACACGGCUUCAUCGGACCAAGCGUCCUCGACUCCUCUGGCGGAAUCCGCUGCUGCUUUUGAGGCUGUAAGACCCCAGAAUCAGCCGGAUGCUCCCUACAGCCCGUUUCCACCCAGCCUGUCUCCUGCACCUGAUCCCGAGCCACAGCGCUCGCCCAGACCCGGUCCGGUCGGCAUAGUGACCUCCUUGCCACAAACUACGCCCGGGUCUAACGCUGUCUGGAGGAAGAACCAAGCAGACUUGCCUGCGCCCAUUUUGCACAGAUGGAACUCUCCUCAGGCUUUGAGUAGAGAGGAAGUCCAGUCCUUUAACAGCAGGAUCCUAUGGGAGCACACCAGGGGGCGCUACAGCUGCCUUCAGUGUGGUUAUUCCACCCCCGAGCGCAAAGAGAUGACGGCACACAUCGAGGGCCAGCAUAGGAGCCCGGGGGCCAAAACUAACGACACGGACGCAGCAGUCGGGUCACCUCCGUCCCUGGUUAAAACCUCAACAAACUCUGAGAACAUGAAUUACACCCAGCUUUAGAUUCACAGCAGAUGAUAAACUUCGGAAUUGGGCGGUCGUUGUAGCUCACAUGAGGUGAACGGAUUGGAAAAUGACAUGAUGCAUGACCUACGUUUAUAUUUUCAAUUCAGCUCAUAAUGACUUUAUAGCGAAAUCCCUUCAACAGCAUGAUGUUCCACUUAUUUUCAUUUUUCUUUUAGAUUGUAAUUAUGCUGAAGUGUGAUUUUUAUUUUUUAUUUUUUUUGUUACUAACCUCUGUGAGUGCAUACCACAGCAGUUUGUAUUUGCUUCAGUGGUGACUUCUAACCGAUUUGCUCUUGAUUGUACAUGGAUGUAAGUGCAUCAUUGUUGUUCUUGCUAUGUUUUGAUAUCAACGUAAACAUUUUUUAAAUGGACUGAAAUUGUGUCCAUUCCACGUAUUUCCCCUGUUUCUCAGUGUUUGAGCAAUUUUUUCAAAAGACUGACACGGGCUUGCUAAUGUAUAAUAAAAAAAAAUAAUUAUGAACUGUAGAAAUAGACUUUCCGCAAGUAAGAGAUGAGAAUUAUGAUUCAAACCUAGCCCUGAAAACAUGAAUCUGCACUAGAGCUAACGAUUCGUUUCAUGAACAUGUUUCAACCACAGGCAUUUUUGUAAUUGCCAUUUUAUUGUGUCUAUUAAUUAUAAACAAAACAAAAAAAAAUACUUUUUAAUAGCUAACUAUUAUACAUCUUAGCUAGACGACUAGUUUUAGGGUUUGUACAGAUGAUUCUGUUGACGGUGAAUACAGUCAGGACCAUAAGUAUUUGGACAGUGACCCAAUUUUAGACCACCACGAUGGAUUUGAAAUGGAGCAAUCAAGAUGCGAUU
Molecule: messenger RNA, 1969 nt
Organism: Ictalurus furcatus (blue catfish)
Lineage: Eukaryota; Metazoa; Chordata; Actinopteri; Siluriformes; Ictaluridae
Gene: znf414
Product: zinc finger protein 414
Exons: 8
Coding region: 175-1143 (322 amino acids)
Source: RefSeq, a predicted model, not a curated record